Molecule: messenger RNA, 925 nt
Organism: Eruca vesicaria subsp. sativa (arugula)
Lineage: Eukaryota; Viridiplantae; Streptophyta; Magnoliopsida; Brassicales; Brassicaceae
Source: the annotation of a GenBank genome assembly
AAAUCAUAUUCAAACCAAAAACCCUAAAAUCUCUCAAAUCUUCUCCAAACACAAAAAUGGUUAACCCUAAAGUCUACUUCGACAUGACCGUCGGCGACAAGCCCGCCGGACGCAUCGUGAUGGAGCUUUACGCCGACACGACCCCAGAGACGGCUGAGAACUUCCGUGCUCUCUGCACUGGCGAGAAAGGUAUCGGCAAAUCCGGAAAGCCUCUCCACUACAAGGGAUCAGCCUUCCACCGUGUGAUCCCCAAGUUCAUGUGCCAGGGAGGAGAUUUCACCGCCGGGAACGGAACCGGAGGAGAGUCGAUCUACGGCAUGAAGUUCAAGGACGAGAACUUUAUCAAGAAGCAUACCGGUCCCGGUAUCCUGUCCAUGGCUAACGCUGGUCCCAACACGAACGGAUCUCAGUUUUUCAUUUGUACUGAGCAGACAUCGUGGCUCGAUGGGAAGCAUGUUGUGUUCGGACAAGUUGUUGAAGGGAUGGAUGUUGUUAGAGACAUUGAGAAGGUUGGAUCUGACAGUGGAAAGACUAAGAGUAAGGUUGUGAUCGCUGACUGUGGCCAGCUUUCUUAGAUCUGAUGAGAGAAAGAGAGAGGUUGUUCCAAUGGUAGCUUUGUGUUUUUCUUUUCUUUCUGUUGUGUUUUUUUUUUGUUCUUGUGUUCUUCUUCGUUUGGAUCUCUGUGUUUUUCUGUCUGGCUACCAUUGAAUAAUAAUGAGAAUGAUUAAUCUUACUGUUCUAGUUAAAUCUGUUUUAACAUUAUUAUCAAACAUGUCAUUCGGAGAAAUGUCGAGCUCUAAAUAAAAUAAAAAUGUCAAAUGUGUGGAAAAGUUGUUAUGAGUGAACUUAUACGUUAGUAGAUAAUGACAUGUUGUAUAGUUUUUUGUUCGGAUCUUGUUGUUUCUGGCUACCAUUUGAAUAGUUA